Messenger RNA from Eimeria tenella, 1227 nucleotides. RefSeq lists its product as uncharacterized. The annotation marks the transcript as partial. NCBI's taxonomy places the organism in Eukaryota, Apicomplexa, Conoidasida, Eucoccidiorida, Eimeriidae. Gene Ontology annotation, cellular component: plasma membrane; Golgi apparatus; endoplasmic reticulum. The record is from RefSeq and is a predicted model, not a curated record. The transcript is spliced from 6 exons.
ACACUGCCCGCGCUGGAGCGCCGGCCGGGAUCGCCCGAUCCCGACCCCACAGAUCCGGGCGAUCCCGGCGAUCCCAGCGAUCCCGAUCCCAGCGAUCCCAACGAUCCCAACUUCUUUCCUUGUGGGGCGCAGUCCGUGGCUUUGUUUAAUGACGAAAUUACAAUUAAAAGAAAAGGGCCUGACGGCGCCAUUAAAGACGUGCCUCUAAACUUCGAGAACGUUGCCUACGAAUGGGACUUUCUCCAGUUCAUGGUGUCCAAUAGGACGUGGGAAAGCGAGGGUUUGGAACCCUGGAUCUUGCCUUCAAACCCUAAAUUUAGGGUUUGGCUGCACCCCCCUUUUACCCCCAGUUUCCAAAAGCUUUACGCAGUGCUGUCGGAGCCUCUGGUCCCCGGCGAGCAGUACUACGCGGUGCUGACCAGCAACAAAUGGCCGGCGGAGGCGUGGGGAGCAAAAAAGUCUUUUGUCAUCACCGGGCUGACCCCCAUGGGCGGAGCGAAUUUCCCUUUGGCGAUUUUCACACUCGCCACAGGCGCUCUCUGCAUUCUUCUCGUCCUGCUGCUUUGGGUUAUGAAGAAGCUGAAGCUCAAAUUCGUUAGCAGCACAGCUCAAGGCGUGGACUUGAAGCCAGAAAGCUCACAAACAGAAGGCCCUGUGUCUCCCCGCUCUGGGGACGGCGGUGGAUCGCGGCGGGUGGUAGUUGCUGCUCCAGGCUCUCCCGUGGCUGCUGCUGCUGCAGCGUCUGCUGCUGCUGCUGCUGCUGCUGAGGAUGAAUUUGGACAAGAAACAGAAGAAGAGGCCCUUUCCCGUUUGCUGCCGCUGCUGUCGGGGGCCCCCAGCUGCCUGUGUCCUGUGCACUGCAGCGCAGCAGACGACGGGUCUUGGGACACGCUGCGAGAGCGCGCUGCUGCUUCUGCUGCUGCUGCUGCUGCUGCUGCUGCAGCGCCCCCAGCAGCAGCAGCAGCAGCAGCAGCAGCAGCAGACGUGGAGAGGCAGUUUUCAGGGGCCACUCCCGAAGACACUGAGGGAGAAGAAGAAGACUUCAGCGAGGCAACAGAUGAGGAUUAUGGAGAGCGCCGCAGGUCUUACCUCAACUCUUGCCAGCAGCAGGCUUUAGAAGCAGCAGCAGCGCAGCAGCAGCAGCAGCAGCUGCUGCAGCAGCAGCAGCAGCAGCAGCAGCGGGAAUCAGUGGGGCACCUCGACGUCCAGUUCAGCCACAACCUCUGA